AUGACAAGUAGUUCAAGCUCUCCAGGUUCUCACUUGCCCUCCAAAACAAGAAAUUCCAAAAUAGAUUACAACUACUUGAAGGAAUUGAAUGAGGACUUAAAACUAAGAAAGCUGGAACUGCUAGAGAUGCAAAAACCUCUUGAAAAUAAGAACAACCUCUUAUUCCAGAAGUUAAUGUCAAACUUGGAGGAAAAACAAAGAAGUCUGCAGAUCAUGAGGCAGAUCAUGUCAGGGAAGGGGAGUGAAGAAUCCUCAGUCAUGGAGCUCAUUAAGGAAGCAGAGGAGAUGAAGCAGAAUCUGGAAAGGAAAAACAAGAUGCUCCGGAAGGAAAUGGAGAUGCUAUGGAACAAGACAUUCAACACAGAAGAACUGAGUGAUCAACAAAAAACACCACAGAUGAAAAACAAAGCAAACCUGCAGGAUGAAAAGGCUCCUCAAACCUCCUCAUUGCCUAGGAAGACCGAGAAUGAAUCGGAGGCAUCAUAUACAGAGAAAGCGAAGGAGAUAAGAAAGGAAAAGCAACGGAAGAAAAUAGAAUGGAUCAGGUAUCAGGAACAAGCCAACAACCUUCAGAAUGACUUUAAUGGAAAAGUGAUUGAGCUCAGAAUUGAAGCUUGGAAGAACUACCAGAAGGCCAAUGACCUGAUAUUAUCACUGUACUUACAGCCGAAUUUUGAGCCAAAGCAGGCAUUUCUUAGACUCCCAGAAAAUCAAGGUACUAUGGGCACUACAACUGUGGGCAGAGGAACUACGGGAAAAAAUUUCCUGCUUCAGAAAAUCCUGGGAUCAAAGACCUAUACAGAACAACAAAGAAUUAAAGGAAGUCAGUUUGAUGAUGUAGGAGGCAGGCUCUUUUUUCUGAGGUCACUGCCAGAUGAAUGA
Phyllostomus hastatus (greater spear-nosed bat) is the source of this 882-nucleotide messenger RNA. RefSeq names its product coiled-coil domain containing 196 (gene CCDC196). The transcript is spliced from 12 exons. The record is from RefSeq and is a predicted model, not a curated record. NCBI's taxonomy places the organism in Eukaryota, Metazoa, Chordata, Mammalia, Chiroptera, Phyllostomidae. Bases 1 to 882 code for a protein of 293 amino acids.